Messenger RNA from Geodia barretti, 527 nucleotides. Lineage: Eukaryota; Metazoa; Porifera; Demospongiae; Tetractinellida; Geodiidae. The record is from the annotation of a GenBank genome assembly.
GAGAGUGAGAGAGAGAGAGAGAGAGAGAGAGAGAGAGUGUGUGUGUGUGGUGUGUGUGUGUGUACAGGUGCAGGAGAGGCUCCAGGGGAUGUGAGAGCAGAGGCUGAGAGCCCCACUGAGAUCUCUGUCCAGUGGAGUGGCCUCUCAAACUGUAGACUGGUCAAUGGUCCAAUCACCAAGUACAGAGUUCAGUUCACUACCAACGGCAGAACUGAGACCAUAGACCAAGUGCUAGGAGAUGGAGAAGACUGGAUGAGUGGAGGGACGAGUUACACUGACUGGACUGACUUCCCUAACCAACUACUCCAUAUCAGUAGCAGCUGUGAAUGAGAAUGGAGAUGUUGGACUGUAUUCUGAGCCUUUAACCGUACUAACUCUGCAAGCAAUAGUGGAGCUGGCAGAGACAUCCUACACUAUAGGAGAGUCAGAUGAAGUGGUUGAGGUGUGUAUCAAUGCAGUUGGUACCACCUCUUCGUGCCCGAGCACCGAGUCUUUCCAUGUCACCCUUUCCACUAGCGAUCAAACUG